Enterospora canceri is the source of this 477-nucleotide messenger RNA. The record is from the annotation of a GenBank genome assembly. Lineage: Eukaryota; Fungi; Microsporidia; Enterocytozoonidae.
AUGUUACAAACAACUUCAACCCUGGCAUUUAAGUUCAAGGAUGGAAUCAUUGUAGCCGCUGACACCUCAGUAACCUAUGGAUCACUAGCAGCAACCAAACUAAAUCGCAUUUUCUGCAUCAACAAUACUCUAAUUACAUUCAAUGGCUUUGUUGGAGAUUUCUUACAGGUUAAAAAAGACCUAGAGCAAGAGAUUGCCAAUGAUAAGAGUCCUAUUGAUGCUAAAGGAAUAUUCAAGUUCCUACAACUUGUUUUGUACGGUGCUAGGUCCAAGACUGAACCAAAAUUCUGUUCAAUUGUUGUAGCUGGAAUUGGUAAGGCAAAUACCAAUCUAGGAGAGUCUGGCAACCCUAACAUGUUUCUGGGAACAAUUAAUUCAAAAGGCGUAUUCUGGGAAGACACUUCAGUUGCAACUGGAUUUGCUUCACACUUUGCUCUACCUCUUUUCAGAGCAACAAACCUAGAAGAAAUGAAUUAG